AUGGGAUCUGUUUCGCCUUCUGCAUCUUUCGCACCUCUUGGAGAGACUGCACUUUUCAAGCCUCUUCAACUGGGAAAAUGGCAGCUGCAGCAUCGCAUUGCCCAGGCACCACUCACACGCAUGAGAAAUGACUUCUCGUCGCGAGGAGUUUACAUCCCAGGACCUCGAGUCGUCAAGUACUACUCAGACCGUGCAACUCCCGGUGGCCUCCAGCUCACUGAGGCUACGGAUAUUUGCCUGGAUGCCAGCGCGUACCCAGGAUGCCCAGGAGUAUUUACUCAGGAGCAACUGGAAGGAUGGCGCAAAGUCACUGACGCCGUCCAUGCCAAGGGAGGCCUUAUCCUGAGUCAACUCUGGCACACAGGGCGGGCCUCAUCAACCGGGAUGCGAGGGGGUAAACAAUGCGUAUCUUCAAGUGAUAUUCCGAUGUCGGGAUCUUACUUGGACGGAAGCUCAUGUGCUGAGAAACCCCCUCGGCCUUUGACAGUGGACGAAAUCCACGAGUUGACUGCUGAGUGGGCGGCAGCAGCAAAGAGAGCUAUCAAUGAGGCUGGGUUCGACGGUAUUGAGAUUCAUGGUGCCAAUGGAUAUCUGCUGGACCAAUUCCUCCAUGACAAUGUCAAUAAGAGGACUGACGAAUAUGGAGGCUCCAUUGAGAACCGAUCCAGAUUCGUUCUGGAAGUCAUAAAAGCAGUUUGCGACGCCGUGGGGGCGGAGCGAGUUGGUAUUCGCCUGUCUCCAUACAAUUACUUUCAGGACACUCGAGACAGCGACCCCAACAAACAUUGGGCAUUCCUGUGCGAGAAGAUUGCCGGCCUGCCUGCAACGCAACGACCUGCCUAUGUUCACAUGAUAGAACCUCGUUUCGAUGAAGUUCUCGAUGAGCAACAGAAGAUGGAGUCGCUUGCUGAGUACACCGCCAGUACCGGAUCAGACACGGCUCCCAUCAAGAAGAACUCAUUGACACCAUUCCGGAAUAUUCUGAAGUCUGGGGGAAUAAGAUUCUUCGCCGCUGGGAGCUUCAACCGCGAAAAUGCAGCACCGAAGGUAGAGAGUGACGAUGCUGAUCUGAUCGUAUUCGGUCGACACUUUAUCGCGAAUCCUGAUCUGGUAGAACGGCUGAGAAGUGGACUCCCGUUGAAUCCAUACGACAGGACCACUUUUUAUGGCGCUGACCCGCCUGAGAAGGGUUAUAAUGACUAUCCAUUUUACGCGGAUAUCAAAAAUUAA
Messenger RNA from Diaporthe amygdali, 1230 nucleotides. RefSeq names its product flavin oxidoreductase/NADH oxidase. Gene Ontology annotation, molecular function: FMN binding; NADPH dehydrogenase activity. The transcript is spliced from 3 exons. Lineage: Eukaryota; Fungi; Ascomycota; Sordariomycetes; Diaporthales; Diaporthaceae. Bases 1 to 1230 code for a protein of 409 amino acids. The record is from RefSeq and is a predicted model, not a curated record.